AUGAAAAAAGAUCGUGGAUAUUCUGAAGAGUGUUUCACAGUGGUUGAAGAUGUCCCUAUUUCAGCUGUUGCAUGGAAAGACAACAAGGUAGUACACGUAUCCUCAACUUUUGUAGGCGAACUCGAAAAAAAUGUAGUGAGUAGAUUUGACAAAAAAAAAAAGACCACCGUUAUUGUACCUAGGCCGAAAAUCAUUGAAGUUUACAAUAAACAUAUGGGUGGGGUUGACCUUAUGGAUUCUAUGAUUGGGCGCUAUAGAAUAAUAAUGAGGUCUAAGAAAUGGUACAUGAAAAUUUUUUACCAUUUAGUUGAUAUGUCGAUUGUAAACGCGUGGAUGUUGUAUAAAAAAGUUACAAAAAAACCAAUGAAACUAGCUCAAUUUCGAGAGCAAUUAGCUGUGGAACUUUGUCAAACAGAAAUAGAAAUAAAAAAAAAAAGGCAGAAAAACAAAGGAAUCGUUGGAAAAACAAAUGUUGGAGGAGCUUGA
Messenger RNA from Macrosiphum euphorbiae (potato aphid), 486 nucleotides. NCBI's taxonomy places the organism in Eukaryota, Metazoa, Arthropoda, Insecta, Hemiptera, Aphididae. The record is from the annotation of a GenBank genome assembly.